UCGCGAGACCUCUUUUCCAAUAAGUACAGAGAAUUGAACACCAAUGGCAGACGCAGCAGCUGCCGGUGGACGUGGAGGAUUUCGAGGCGGUUUUGGAGGUCGUGGCCGGGGACGUGGUCGCGGGCGUGGCAGAGGCCGUGGUAGGGGCAGGGGUCGCGGGAAGGAUGGUGACAAGGAGUGGAUGCCAGUGACAAAGCUGGGAAGACUCGUAAAAGACAUGAAGAUCAAGACGCUUGAAGAGAUCUACCUGUUCUCUCUGCCCAUCAAGGAGGCUGAAAUUGUAGACUUCUUCCUCGGUUCUGCCCUGAAGGAUGAGGUGCUGAAGAUCAUGCCUGUACAGAAGCAGACUCGUGCUGGUCAACGUACUAGGUUCAAGGCUUUUGUGGCCAUCGGAGAUCACAAUGGUCACAUUGGGCUGGGAGUGAAGUGCUCCAAGGAAGUGGCUACUGCUAUCCGUGGCGCCAUCAUCCUCGCAAAGUUGUCUGUGGUGCCGGUGCGUCGAGGCUACUGGGGUAACAAGAUUGGAAAACCUCACACUGUUCCUUGCAAGGUGACGGGUAAGUGUGGCAGCGUGCUUGUGAGGUUGAUCCCUGCCCCACGCGGUACUGGUAUCGUGUCUGCGCCCGUGCCCAAGAAGCUGCUUCAUAUGGCCGGCAUAGAGGAUUGCUAUACCUCGGCCAGGGGCAGCACAUCCACACUGGGAAACUUUGCAAAGGCAACAUACGAGGCAAUCGCUCGCACCUACAGCUACCUGACACCCGACUUGUGGAAGGAGACUGUUUUCACAAAGCCACCCUACCAGGAAUUUACUGACUAUCUGGCACAAACACACGCCAGGGUAGCAGCCGCAGCGGCGGCCGCGGCCGAACCAGAGACUAGGCCAUACUAAGACAUACCUAAGAUCAGCAGGCGUUGUGAACGCUUAAGACUCCGUGUUUGUUUUGGAAUGGAAGAAUGUGGAGGGGGCUGUUAAAAGGUGGCAUUUGAUUCACGUAAAAUUAUGGCACUUUCGGUUAAUAGUACGCCUCCUGUUCAGCUGUGAACCCAUUACAUACUUUGUAAUAAAUGGUCAUCCCAAACUUA
Molecule: messenger RNA, 1083 nt
Organism: Priapulus caudatus
Lineage: Eukaryota; Metazoa; Priapulida; Priapulimorpha; Priapulimorphida; Priapulidae
Product: 40S ribosomal protein S2
Exons: 6
Coding region: 44-889 (281 amino acids)
Biological process (GO): translation
Cellular component (GO): ribosome; cytosolic small ribosomal subunit
Molecular function (GO): structural constituent of ribosome; RNA binding
Source: RefSeq, a predicted model, not a curated record